AGGUGGGGCGGGUGCAGCCACAGGCCGGACUGCGCAUGCCCAGACGGCCCGGCACACGUCGCCACUGACAGGCUGGCCAACUUUCAACAGGCUUUCAGAAGCUCAUAUCAACCAAACCUGACCCCAGAUUGCAAGACAGGCGUCAUUUCAGCUGCGGAGCAUCAGCUAGCAUCAUCAUCAUCAUCGCUGACUAAUGGCGGCUUCAGAGGGAGACAAACUGUGGGGCGGUCGGUUCGUGGGAGACACCGACCCCGUCAUGGAGAAGUUCAAUGCCUCCAUCAGCUACGACCAGAGGAUGUGGGAUGCUGACAUCCGAGGGAGUAAGGCUUACGUGAAAGCGCUGGAGAAGGCCGAGCUGGUCACUACGGAGGAAAUGAACAGUAUUUUACAGGGGAUGGAUCAGGUCUCUCAGGAAUGGUCCAAAGGGGCAUUUGUGAUUAAACCUGGAGACGAAGACAUCCACACAGCCAAUGAGCGCCGACUAAAGGAGCUGAUUGGUGUGCCUGCAGGGAAGCUGCACACUGGCCGCAGCAGAAACGACCAGGUGGUGACAGACAUGAGGUUGUGGCUGCGGGACGCCAUCUCAGUCCUGACGGAAAACACCUUGCAACUGGUAUCUACGAUGGUGGAGCGGGCAGCAGUAGAAAUCGACGUCCUGUUCCCUGGUUACACCCACAUGCAGAGAGCACAACCAAUCAGAUGGAGCCACUGGAUUCUGAGUCAUGCCGUUGCUCUGAGCAGAGACGUGGACCAGCUUCAGGAGAUCAAGAGACGAGUUAACGUUUUACCUCUUGGCAGCGGUGCCAUCGCUGGAACACCAUUUGACAUAGACCGGGAGCUCCUGCGCAAAGAGCUGGCUUUUGAUGACAUCAGUCUGAACAGCAUGGAUGCCACAGGCCAGAGGGAUUUUGUUGCUGAGUUUUUGUUCUGGGCUUCGUUAUGUUUGACACAUCUGAGUAAGAUGGCUGAGGACCUGAUGCUCUACAGCACCAAAGAGUUCUCCUUCCUCAUGCUCUCUGAUGCCUACAGCACAGGCAGCAGUCUGAUGCCCCAGAAGAAGAAUGCUGACAGUCUGGAGCUGAUCAGGAGUAAAGCAGGUCGUGUUUUUGGCAGAUGUGCAGGGUUUAUGAUGACACUGAAGGGCCUGCCCAGCACCUACAACAAAGACUUGCAGGAGGACAAGGAGGCCAUGUUUGACUGCUAUGAUACGGUUCAUGCUGUGCUGCAGGUUAUGGCAGGAGUCAUGUCCACACUCAAGAUCAACCAGAGUGUGAUGGAGGCGGCCCUCAGUCCUGACAUGUUGGCUACCGACGUGGCCUACUACCUUGUGAGAAAGGGGGUGCCAUUCAGAGAGGCCCAUGGCAUGUCUGGUAAAGUUGUGGUCAUGGCUGAAUCCAAGCAGAUCCCCCUAAAUCAACUCACUGUGGAAGACCUGAGCACUAUUAGCCCUCUGUUUGAAAGUGAUGUAUCUUCAGUGUGGGACUACAGGAGCAGUGUGGAGCAGUACAGCGCCCCCGGUGGCACAGCCAAGAGUAGCGUCACUGCACAGGUGGAGCAACUGAGGAACUGGCUUGCGAAAAAAACGAGCACCCUGACCUCGGUCCCGUCUCACCUUUUCAACUUCAAACAGGCUGCCUGAAACGACUGACAAGAAAUAUAAAACGUUACACUGUCAAGGUCAGCUGUCUAGAGGUCAGCUCAAACAUGCUGAAAACCAUGUUGCCUUUUUCAGACUUUCUCCAAUGUUCUCUUUAGGUAUAUACAGUAUGUCGAUUUCUGUUACGCAAGUUAAAGUUAAACUUUAUCAAUCCCUAUGGGGACAUUUAUACUCUGCAUGUGACCCGCCUUAACUACAGGGGACCAACUCCAGUUCUACAGCAGGUGCCUCGAUCAAAGACAGCAGCAAGAACAUUAGCCCACAUUUAUAAAUACAUGUCUUACACAAGUUGUUGGCUACACUUCAAGAAAUGUUAUUGAUGAUAUUUACAAGGGCAAAAUAGAUUCGCUGGUUUCCACUGUCCAUUUAUUGUGUAUUAUAUUAAAAUUGACUAACUCAUUCUG
This is a messenger RNA of Myripristis murdjan (pinecone soldierfish), 2061 nucleotides long. RefSeq names its product argininosuccinate lyase (gene asl). NCBI's taxonomy places the organism in Eukaryota, Metazoa, Chordata, Actinopteri, Holocentriformes, Holocentridae. Gene Ontology annotation, cellular component: cytosol. The record is from RefSeq and is a predicted model, not a curated record. The transcript is spliced from 16 exons. The coding region runs from base 194 to 1639 and encodes 481 amino acids. Gene Ontology annotation, molecular function: argininosuccinate lyase activity.